GUGAUUCCUCAGUCUAGUUGGAAGCUCUAUCCGGUGGUUGGGUGGAGGUGGAAGCGAGUGGCUGCUUCGAUCUUUCUAGGGAAUGGGCUUGUGGACAGUACUUGAAGGUUUCCUGCUUCUUGCAAAUGCCUUGGCAAUACUAAAUGAGGAUCGAUUCCUUGCUCUGAUAGGGUGGAGCUUUUCUGAAUUCUCAAGGGGCGGGACAAAGUCACUCAAGGGGCAGAUGAUGGGGCUCAUCUAUGCAACCCAAUACAUGAGGCUUCCACUAAUAGCUUUCAAUACCAUCACCAUUGCCAUGAUGUUGGUGUCUGGGUGAGGUUUGAACUUCUGCUCGGGUUUGAUGAAUGUUGCCAGGCUUGUAAUAUGCAGUCAAGAU
This is a messenger RNA of Magnolia sinica, 376 nucleotides long. RefSeq lists its product as uncharacterized. Gene Ontology annotation, biological process: endoplasmic reticulum to Golgi vesicle-mediated transport. The record is from RefSeq and is a predicted model, not a curated record. Gene Ontology annotation, cellular component: endoplasmic reticulum membrane; COPII-coated ER to Golgi transport vesicle; Golgi membrane. The transcript has a single exon. The coding region runs from base 83 to 316 and encodes 77 amino acids. Lineage: Eukaryota; Viridiplantae; Streptophyta; Magnoliopsida; Magnoliales; Magnoliaceae.